ACAAUCCCCACAAAAAAACAACAACCUGUUUUUUGCCGGGCAACCCUGUGUUCUAUACGACAACAAUAAACAAACGCAGCUAAUUAUUGUUUAUUAUUCAAUAAAAUACGAAGUAAUAAGUGUUUUUGUGACUAAAAUGUUUGGAAAAGAAGCAUUAAAACUUAUUAGUGAAUUAGAUCUUUCAGAAGAUAUAAAACCUUUUAAUGAAAAUUCGGUUCGUAAAGUCAUGGAUGAAAUGCACUCACUUUACAAUGCCAAUCUAGAGGAUGUAAAUAUGACGGUAUCUGAGUCAGAUGAUUCAACAUCACCUUUCAUGUCAGUACAGCUCAGACACGUUGCUUUACACCGCAACAAAAGAUGUCUCCUAGCGUACGUCUACAACCGAAUGCGAAGACUCAGACAAGCACGUUGGGAAUUUGGUAGCAUUUUACCACGAGAAAUAAGUACUAAUAUGCUAAGCCUAGAAACUGAGUGGUUCAAAGCUUACAAUAAAUCUCUGGCCACUUACAUGAGGUCCAUUGGAGAUAACCAAGGUCUUAAUCUUACGGUUGAUAUGGUACCACCCAAAUCAUUGUUUAUUGAGGUCAGAUGUCUAGUUGAUUAUGGAAGAUUCGAGUUGGAUGAUGGCCAAGUCAUAAUGCUUAAAGAAAAUACUCAUCACUUGCUUCCCAGAGCGCAGUGUGAACCUUUGGUAAGACAAGGAAUUUUAGAACACGUUAAUUCAUGACCUGUAAUAAUUAUAAUAAAUUUUACUAGGUUUG
Cotesia glomerata is the source of this 761-nucleotide messenger RNA. RefSeq names its product DNA replication complex GINS protein PSF1-like. Gene Ontology annotation, biological process: DNA replication; DNA strand elongation involved in mitotic DNA replication. The transcript has 4 exons. Bases 137 to 727 code for a protein of 196 amino acids. Gene Ontology annotation, cellular component: GINS complex. The record is from RefSeq and is a predicted model, not a curated record. Lineage: Eukaryota; Metazoa; Arthropoda; Insecta; Hymenoptera; Braconidae.